This is a messenger RNA of Rotaria socialis, 351 nucleotides long. Lineage: Eukaryota; Metazoa; Rotifera; Eurotatoria; Philodinida; Philodinidae. The record is from the annotation of a GenBank genome assembly.
AUGAUCAAAAAUCUAUUUUGUUUAACUAUUUUUCAUUUAUUAUCAUUUCAAUUGACAAUAAUCACGUGCGAAAAUAAUGAAGUCGUCCCGGAAGUUAUUCGUGGUUUUUUAAAUAAAAACGGAAAUCAACGAUCUCAAUCAGCCCCAAAAAAAAUUGAAGAUCGAUGUGGCUUUAACGGUAAAAAUUUUGACAGAAUAUGUGGGUCAUUCGAACAAGAGUUAUUUAUAUUAUCAAGUCAUCCUCAAAAUAAAAAAUAUUCAUUGAGAGAAGUACUCGAACGAAAAGAGAGUGCCACUCAAUUUCUUCAUACUAUAUAUAGAAGAAAACGAUUGAUUUAUCCACUGGUAUAA